Haliotis rubra (blacklip abalone) is the source of this 667-nucleotide messenger RNA. RefSeq names its product galactose-3-O-sulfotransferase 2-like. Gene Ontology annotation, cellular component: membrane. The annotation marks the transcript as partial. Gene Ontology annotation, biological process: glycolipid biosynthetic process. Lineage: Eukaryota; Metazoa; Mollusca; Gastropoda; Lepetellida; Haliotidae. Gene Ontology annotation, molecular function: galactosylceramide sulfotransferase activity. The record is from RefSeq and is a predicted model, not a curated record. The transcript has a single exon.
ACACCCAAGUCCAGAUCGAGGGACUCCUGUGCUGUGGUCACUAACAUCGCUUUUCUGAAGGUGCACAAGGCCGGGAGUUCCACGGUGGCCAACAUCAUACAGCGUUUUGGAAUCCAAAGAAACCUCUCUUUCGUUGUACCCCUGAAACCAUUCCACGGGUUAAGCUACAACUACAUCGGUGGCGCUAGAGACACCAUUAGCAGGGACAACAUCAUGCCGCCACCACCACCAGGCACAGUGUACAACGUCUUGUGGAACCAUGUCGUUUACAAUCGAAGUGCCUUCAAGAACGUCAUGCCGGCACACACCAGAUACAUUUCCAUCGUCAGAUAUCCACUGGAUCAGUUCGUUUCUGCUUUUGAAUAUUAUGGCCCUGGCAAGAACCUCAUCAAUAGGUUCUAUGAAAUGGAAGAACAUCAAUCUAUUGUCGAUGCUUAUCUCAAUAAUCCUUGGGAUUUUGAAGACAAAGAUGUGGUUACGAGUCAUACACUCAAUUCUCUGGCAUACGACUUUGGUUUCACAAAAAGAAAUGAUUCAGAACAAAAGGACCCGUUCUCUCUACCUUAAACAGUUGGCUGAAGACUUCAUGUUGGUCAUGGUAAUGGAAUAUUUCGAUGAGUCCUUGGUGCUUCUGAAGCGCUACUUUUGUUGGAGCAUAAAAGAUGUU